This is a messenger RNA of Selaginella moellendorffii, 2179 nucleotides long. RefSeq lists its product as uncharacterized. Lineage: Eukaryota; Viridiplantae; Streptophyta; Lycopodiopsida; Selaginellales; Selaginellaceae. The coding region runs from base 139 to 1959 and encodes 606 amino acids. The transcript is spliced from 10 exons. The record is from RefSeq and is a predicted model, not a curated record. Gene Ontology annotation, cellular component: Golgi apparatus; endoplasmic reticulum.
CGAUCGCUAGGCUAAACCUCUUUUUGUAGGUGAGGGAAAUUCUAGGUAGCGCGCGAGCGAGAAAUCGGUGAGAGGGAGAGCGCGAGGAGAAGAUCGACCUGAGAUCACGGAGAGAGUGUAGCUAGGAAGAGGGCGGCUAUGGCGCCAGCAGCUGCCGUGGAUUCGUCGCCGCUCCAGGAUUGGAGCGACGAGAUGGAAAGCAAUGGAGAUUUCGAGCUUGCGAGCAGCAGCGGGAAUGGAUCGGGGGCUCCUGGCGCGCCGGAUCACGGCUGGCACAAGGUGACAAACCCUAAGAAGCAGCGGCUGCGGGAGAGGAAGCUCAAGGCCGAGGGGGGAGGAGGAGGCGAAGGGGGCGCUGGGUUAGGUCAAGAUGGGAAGAACUCCUCCAAGGCGUUUGAGGCGCUGGAGAAGGAGGCGGAGGCGCGAACCGAGCGGCGCAAGUCGAGGAAGGCUGCAUGGAGCGCCAGUGUCGCCGCCGCUGCCACCCCCGCCGCGAAUGGCGUCCAUGAUCCUCACGGCAGCGACGAUGAGGAGCAAGGUAGCGAUGUUGAGUCUAAGAAUGCCGCUGUUGCGAAUGGAGGAGGAGGCAGCGCCAAUGGAGGCGAGAAGAAAAAAAAGGCAAAGAAGCCAAAGGUUUCUAUUGCCGAUGCUGCGGCUGCAAUUGACCCAGUGGAUCUGGCAGACUAUCUCGCCACCUUGUCGGCGUCUUACGACGAUAUUCAAUUGAUUCGUUGCGUGGAUUACUUCGUCAAGAUUUUCUCGCCUGUAAAUACGGUAGAGAUCGCGUGGGACAAGAUGUCGAGGGAUCCGCUGCUCAAGAGCGUCCAGGUUCCUAUCGGGGAUCUUCCUGACAAAGUGUGUAGAGCCACAGCUAACUGGCUGGGACAGAAGUCCGUGGACGCUUUGUCACAAUUCGUCUCCUGGGCCCUCAACGAUGUUUUGUUCGAGGCUCAGCCCCAGCAAAAGGGUGGGAAGAGUGGUCCUACGGUUUCCAACAGCACAAAGAUUGCUGUGCUCGUUGUUGUGGCCAUACUACUGAGAAGAAGGUCCGAAGUGCUACUGGGAAUGAUGGAAACGCUUCGACAACCGAAGUUUCAAGCUCCACCGAAGCUUUACGUACUGGCCUGGAUGUACGGCCAGGUAGCUCGUGAGGAUCUGCUUGCUGGAUUAUAUCUGUGGUCCCAUAAUCUUCUGCCAUUCGCUGUUGGUAGCUCCAGCACUCCGGUUACUCGGGACAUUGCUCUCCAGUUUUUUGAGGGCUUUGUGAUGAAAGACCUCGCUAAGAACCGCCCCUCUCUCUUGACUGGUGCUACAAGGAAGGAGAGGUUGAUUUCUCCUCACGCGCUCAUUGCGUGCCUCCAUAUGGCGUAUCCACCCGAGUCGUCUAGAACUAAGGCAACGCAAAGGUAUUUGGCGAUUUAUCCCACAGUGAAAGAAAUUUCUCUUGGAGGCUCUACUCGCACUCGAGCACUAAAGACUGUAGCUCAGCAGCUUCUUCCGAUGUCCCUUACCGUGGCCGAAGAAGAUGAUGCCGAGUUGUCCCUUGAAGGCUGCGAUCUAUUCAGGUGGUGUUUGUUUCAGUCACCCGAUAGCUACAAGCAAUGGGAGAAGCUCUAUCCGGAAAGGUUGAAAGGCAGCGUGCGUGUCCUAAAGUUCCUUAGGGGUACUUGGAGGGAAUCCCAGUCCAUGCUCUCGCCACUCAAAGAGUUACAGAGCACGGUGACAUCACUAAAGCUCCAGAGUCUCAAGAUGAAACAAGAUCCCAAGCUGGAAGCCGAGUCGAUCAAGGCUUUGGAUCACUGCAAGUUUCUCCAGAAGAAGAUGAGCUUGUGGAAUGCGUGCUUGAGCGCGAGCGUCGCUCUGGCGUGCACGGCGGCUGCUGGCUACGCGUUCUAUCUUCUGAGCCCCGACAAGAACCCAUGGAACUGGGACGGUAAGAUUCUUCUCAGCAAUCUAUAGUUUCUCUCUUCUAUCUCGAUCGCAAGCUACCAUUGACGACAGCAACACCAAAAGCCAAAAAAAAAGGUUCUAUGCUCGACGUGAUUCAAAGACAAGUUCUUAGACCUUAGAGACGGUGAAGAAAAAAAUUUGAUCUUUUGGAGUAGGAUAGGCGCUUCUCUCUUUUUUUCUUCACCGUUUGUUUCUUCGUAAUAAUAAGGAAUGGAAGUCUUUGCCUUUU